GAAGGGGCGCGCCGUCCUGCAAGAGGGAAGCGGCCCAUUGCGCCCCUCGCUCGCUCGCGGAAGGAUGGCGGUGCCCGGCUGGGAGCGCGCGGCCCGGCUCCUGCUCUGCGCGGCGGGGCUGGCGCUGUCUGCUUACGCUUUCCACGUGGAGACCUCGAAGGAGCGGGACGCCGCCUACCGGGCCAUGUGCGACAUCAGCGCAGCCGUCAGCUGCUCCCGCGUCUUUACUUCCAGGUGGGGUCGUGGUUUUGGCUUGGUGGCCACGUUUCUGGGACCUCGUAGCGCGUUCAACCAGCCUAAUAGUGUCUUUGGGAUCGCUUUCUACACCCUGCAAAUCCUUCUGGGCUUCUCCAACAGCGGCCUGGCGGCCAUUGCUCUGCUGGGCUCUUCGGUCGUCUCCAUGGUUGGCUCACUGUACCUGGCCUACAUUCUGUUCUUUGUGCUCCACGACUUCUGCGUGGUCUGCAUCAGCACCUACCUCCUCAACUUUGCCCUCCUCUUGCUCAACUAUAAGCGCCUCGGCUACCUCAACCAGGCCUGGAAGCGCCCCGUGGCCAAAGCCAAGAGGCGGUGAAUGAAGGCGGCAUGUCAGACUGGGAAGUCCUGCAAGGGUGAAGGUUUCCCAGGGGGUCUCGCUUACCUCUGGUGUUUUCUUAAGCACUGGGUUGGAUCUGAACCAAAUUCAUUGCGGUUAGGUCCCAUUGAAAUUCAAGGUGAAAAGUUUGUCAUUAGUCUUAUGGACUUCAGUGGGAACUAAAUGCAAGUAGCUUGGUCAGGAUCCAACCCGUUAACUGUUUCUACGUCACCUGAAUGCUCUUCCAGCUUGGAAAACGUCUUCCCUGAAAUCGAUGAGAUCAGCAUUCCACUUCUCUGAGCCUUCGGACUCCAUUCAGAUUAGCUUAUGAACCUCCAUUUUGGAACUUAAAUGGAUGCAGUUUUUGGUUGGGCCGACCUACAGAUAUGUAAAUCAAGCCCUUUGUUCCUUUCCUUGUUUCUUUUUAAUACAAUUUUUAUAGCUCUUUUUAGGGGGGGAAAUGUAUACAGAUCAGUUUGUAAAAUACAGCUAAUCGUGAUCACUUUGAAAAGCGUUGAAAAGCUGUUACGUCUCUUCUCAAAAUUGGGCAGAACCAGCUUGUGACUGGGCCUGGCUUACGUUCUUGAAGCACAAACGAAAGCUCAUCCUUUCUCCCCAUCAUUUUUACAUAAAAGGAGGGCCCUUCUGUUAGGAAGGCUGAGGCAGGCCACAGAUUGUGAGGUACCUUUAAAAAGCUAGCAAACUGUAAAUUAUUUUCAUUAGGAUUGAAACCGCAAGGCCAAGGAUGGCCCCUCGAGUUGUUUUUGGACUCUUGUUCCCAUCACCCCUGGCCAUGCUGCCUGGGGCUGAUUGAGCCCAGCAACCACUACAUGUUUACCAUUAUAUUUGUACCACUACAGUGGGAUGGGAAAUUUGGUUUUGCAGCCUUAGGUACCAAAAAACCUGGGUCUGGCAAAAUAUGGGUGAGCAGACACUUUUCAAUUUGUUUUCUGCAGGUUUCAGCACAGCUGUCAAUACCCAUUUUCAGAGAAAGUAAGGCAGAGUAUACCUUAGAACAGGCAUCCCCGAACUUCGGCCCUCCAGAUGUUUUGGACUACAAUUCCCAUCAUCCCUGACCACUGGUCCUCUUAGCUAGGGAUCAUGGGAGUUGUAGGCCAAAACAUCUGGAGGGCCGCAGUUUGGGGAUGCCUGCCUUAGAACAUCUUUGUACCUUAGAACUAUCUGGUGGGGGGGACCGGGACCAUGCAGCUGACUUAGGCACCCUGGGGCCCCCCCAGAAGCCUAAGACUGCAACUCUCUUCAGUCUCAGCCAGCAGCUGGUUGGAGCUGAUGGAAGUUGUGGUCCAGAACAUCUGGCAAACACCAGGUUGACGAUGGUUGGCAUACACUAUAAAGUUGAAAGUGAAUGACUUAACUUUUUUCCAAUUUGAAAUGGUGGUUAUAUUUCUCCGUAUGUGCUCCCAGCCAACUGCAGGGGUCACUGUAAAGCCACCGAUAACAGCUUGGAAGUGAAAGCAAGAAAUUGUUUUUUUUGUAUAAAGCACAAUAGAGCCAUCCAAGAAUAUGGUUACCAGAUAUCCCCGUUUCCCAGGGACAGUCCCCGGCUUUACAAAUCUGUCCCUGGAAAAAAUCUAUCCCCGGAAUGUCCCCGGAUUUCAUUUAAUGUCCCCGGAUUUAUAUUUUAAGUGUUGUAGAUUUAUUAGUAGGGAAUGGAUGUUGCGUGAUUGGUUCAACGGCACAAGAUACAUCAUAUGGGGACUUCCGGCGAGGCAAAAUGGCAGGCGGCACAGCAGUGAGCAGCUCCUGAAGCCAGCCAGAGCCAACUGCGCUUCCGGGCUGCUGAGACUGCCGCUGCUGCCGCCACUGCCAAGGAGGAACCGGGGACACCCGGCGCAUCAACUGGGGGAACCGCUGACCCCCCCCCACCAGUGACCCAAAUCGAGGCGGGUGCAAGAGCACCCGGUCACCCGCCCAGCGGCACUCCGGGGCCGGGAAAACCCCAGAGCUGAGGCAGGGAGAAGCAGGAGAGGAGAAGGAGAAGGAAGAGAGAAAAAGAGGAAGGAGAAAAAAGAGGGGAGCCCCAACCUUGCCGUGCCGCUGCCGCCACCACUGCUGAGGAAGAGAGGGAGGAGAGCACCGGGAGGGCAAGGACACAUGGCCGAGCCCAGGUCCGACCCGAGCCUAUUCCACGCCGGCUAGCGCUCCAAGAGAGCAGGCUGGGGCCCAGAGGAAGGCCGCGCGACAGAGGAGACCACAGAAGAGAAGAUAUUACUUCUUAAUAUAUAUUUUUAAAUAAUUUUUUAAAAUAACUUUUUUUUCACUUUUCAAAAAAAAAAAGUGUUCCCGGAUUCUUUCUAAGAAAGAAAACAGCUUGCCACCUAAUUCGAGAAAUCAUGAUUGAUAAUGAGAGUCUCGAUUGAUUCAAUCAGCAUAAAGUUACAUAUGAACAAAAACAAACACAACUUUUUCUUCUGAAUGUACUUUGCAUUUCAGUGUUGUUGCAUCAGGUCACAUCUUAGAAGAGGUAGUGAGUCCUGCAUGAAACAGAAAAGGGAAUUGUUUUUUUUCCUAAGGUGCAGCCUUAACUUUUUAAAUAAGUGCUUGUAUUAAUAGGGUCCACCACACUGCUUUGCUUCCCAGAUUAUCAAGAGCACUGUAAAAACAACAAUUAGUCAAAGGAUAUUUGAUUAAACUGAUUGACCAAUUUAAAUAGCAAUCCUGGCAGAAAGAAAAACCUCUAUACCAAUAAAAAAUCUCUGGAGAAACCAG
This is a messenger RNA of Zootoca vivipara (common lizard), 3304 nucleotides long. RefSeq names its product vitamin K epoxide reductase complex subunit 1 (gene VKORC1). Lineage: Eukaryota; Metazoa; Chordata; Lepidosauria; Squamata; Lacertidae. Gene Ontology annotation, biological process: vitamin K metabolic process; peptidyl-glutamic acid carboxylation; blood coagulation. The record is from RefSeq and is a predicted model, not a curated record. Gene Ontology annotation, molecular function: vitamin-K-epoxide reductase (warfarin-sensitive) activity.